Molecule: messenger RNA, 425 nt
Organism: Dermacentor silvarum
Lineage: Eukaryota; Metazoa; Arthropoda; Arachnida; Ixodida; Ixodidae
Exons: 2
Coding region: 1-414 (137 amino acids)
Source: RefSeq, a predicted model, not a curated record
AUGAUUUACGUUGCCGACGAAGCAGGCGAGGUGGCCCUAUUGUGCGCCGAAGUACGGCGUCAGUUCCACGGCCGCGACCAAUACGUGAUUUGCAUCGAUUUUGGCGAGGACACCCAGGAGACGAAGCUGCUCAACUACACAGUUCACGUGACCACCCAGCACACGGGCGACUAUUCGCCUGGCGUCAAGUUCCCCUGGACAUUCCGUGAGCCGACAGAAGACAUCGACGUUUAUGACCAGGUGCAGAAGAUAAUGGCUGUGGUGGAGACAAGGCACAUUGAGUUGCAGACGAGCAAUAGAUUUUCGUACGACGACAUCUUCGGACGACACCAUGUCGCGGAUGACGAAGCAGACACGCCUGGCAUCGAAGAGCUCAGGUCGAUGGACAAGGGAGAAGCAGCUCUGGCCGCCUGAAGAUGCAGCAG